This is a messenger RNA of Cutaneotrichosporon oleaginosum, 801 nucleotides long. RefSeq lists its product as uncharacterized. Lineage: Eukaryota; Fungi; Basidiomycota; Tremellomycetes; Trichosporonales; Trichosporonaceae. The record is from RefSeq and is a predicted model, not a curated record.
CCGAUCUCCAUUCACUAUGCCAACCAUCGACCCCGUCGCCGUCGUCGUCUCCACCGUCCUCGCCCUCAUCAUCGCCUACAUCCUCCUCUCCAAGCCCCCCACCCGCGCCACCCCUAAGCGUCACGGCUCCCCGCCCCCCGCACCCAAAGAAGCGCCCUCCAAACUCCUCUCCAAGCCCUCCGGUGCUGCCGUCGCUGCUCAGAUGUCCAUCAUGUCCGCGCCCGCUGCCGACCUGGCCCCGCCCAAGGUAAGUCUUGCGGAGGCGCGGCAGGCCAUGUGCGGAAACCACACCUCCGCAGUCCCGAACGCCCAAGCGGCGGCGAGUCGCCAACCGACCGCGGCCGCGCCGCGCCGCCGCGCUUGCUUGCCGCUUCCGCCAUGUCCACCUACACCUACACCUACACCUACACUACACCUACAUUCCUCCCCAUGCUGACGCCAGUCCACGCUCAUCUCCGUGUCCGAGCUCGCGCAGUGCGACGGCAAAGACCCGUCCAAGCCCAUCUGGGUCGCGAUCAAGGGCAAGGUGUACGACGUGACGUCCAAGCGCGAGAUGUACGGCCCGGGGGCGGGAUACAAUGUGUUCGCGGGGCGUGAUGCCAGCCGCGGGCUCGGCAUGUCGUCGCUCGACCCCAAGGAUGCUGUGAGCGACUACUCGACGCUCAAUGAGGCGCAGAUGAAGACGCUGGACCAGUGGGACUCGUUCUUUGCCAAGCGCUACAACAUCGUCGGCAAGGUUGUGCCUUAGAGAUGCAGUCAGCAGUGUAUUUUGAGUUGGCGAGUUGGCGCGGGAGAGCUGGC